Messenger RNA from Urocitellus parryii (Arctic ground squirrel), 1804 nucleotides. RefSeq names its product H2.0 like homeobox (gene Hlx). Gene Ontology annotation, molecular function: DNA-binding transcription factor activity, RNA polymerase II-specific; sequence-specific DNA binding. NCBI's taxonomy places the organism in Eukaryota, Metazoa, Chordata, Mammalia, Rodentia, Sciuridae. Gene Ontology annotation, biological process: regulation of DNA-templated transcription. The record is from RefSeq and is a predicted model, not a curated record.
CAGUAUGUUCGCGGCCGGGCUGGCUCCUUUUUAUGCCUCCAAUUUUAGCCUCUGGUCGGCCGCCUACUGCUCCUCGGCCGGCCCGGGUGGCUGCUCCUUCCCCCUGGACCCUGCCGCCGUCAAGAAACCCUCCUUCUGCAUCGCAGACAUCCUACACGCCGGCGUGGGGGAUCCAGGGACGGCUCCAGAGGGACUGGUGGGGGCUUCAGCUGCCGCCCUAACCGCGCACUUGGGCUCGGUUCACCCGCACGCCUCCUUUCAAGCUGCCGCCAGAUCCCCGCUCCGUCCCACCCCGGUGGUGGCGCCCUCCGAAGUCCCGGCUGGCUUCCCGCAGAGGCUGUCUCCACUUUCAGCUGCCUACCACCACCAUCACCCACAACAGCAGCAGCAGCAGCAGCAACAACCUCAGCAACAACCUCAGCAACCGCCGCAACAGCAACAGCCCGCACCUCCKACCCGGGCCGGCUCCCUGCAGACCUCGGCCUCGGGGACCCGUGUGAUCCCGCACCCUAGCGGCUUGACACCGGCUCCCUCCAGCAAAGACCUCAAAUUUGGAAUUGACCGUAUUUUGUCUGCAGAAUUUGACCCCAAAGUCAAAGAAGGCAACACCCUGAGAGAUCUCACAUCCCUGCUAACUGGUGGACGACCUGCAGGAGUGCACCUUCCAGGCCUGCAACCCUCCGCUGGCCAGUUCUUCGCAUCUCUAGAUCCUAUUAAUGAGGCUUCUGCCAUCCUCAGUCCCUUAAGCUCCAACCCAAGAAAUUCAGUUCAGCAUCAAUUCCAAGACACAUUUCCAGGUCCCUAUGCUGUGCUCACUAAGGACACCAUGCCACAGACAUACAAGAGGAAGCGGUCUUGGUCGCGCGCAGUUUUUUCCAACCUGCAGAGGAAAGGCCUGGAGAAAAGGUUUGAGAUCCAGAAGUACGUGACCAAGCCAGACCGAAAGCAGCUGGCAGCAAUGUUGGGCCUCACAGAUGCACAGGUGAAGGUGUGGUUCCAGAACCGUCGAAUGAAGUGGCGCCACUCCAAGGAGGCCCAAGCACAGAAGGAUAAGGACAAGGAGGCCGGCGAGAAGCCUUCAGGCGGAGCCCCGGUUGCCGAGGGMGAACAGGAGGAGAGGAGCCCCAGUCGCUCAGAGGGCGAGGCCGAGAGCGAGAGCAGCGACUCCGAGUCUCUGGACAUGGUCCCCAGCGACACCGAGCGGACUGAGGGGGCUGAASGAUCUCUUCACCAAACAACUGUUAUCAAGGCCUCGGCCGCCGGCACCCUCAUCGCGGCCAGCAGCGGUGGGAGUGGAGGAGGUAGCGGCGGCAGCAGUUUCAGCUUCGGCAGCGCUAGCAGCCUCAGUAGCACCAGCACCAGCACGGGRAGCGCAAGCAGUCUUGGCAGCGGGGGCAGUAGCACCUCGGAGCUGCUCCCUGCACCGCAGCCCACAGUCAGCAGUGCUCCCAAAAGCCCGGAGCCUCCCCARGUCCCGCUGGGCAGCUUAUAGACUUCAGGAGGACUCAGGGGACUCGUGGCUCUACGCAGCCUCCCACAUACKGGCUGGAUUUUGUGUUGGCGUUGGGCUAGGGCCAGAGAUGCAGCAAAGAYUACUCUUCAGUGUUCACUCCAUGCCCCUUGGUGCCCGAGCUCAGAGCCCAGAGGCCAUAAGUGUGUACCCACCAAAGAUUCCUAUGGAACUCUUCUCUGGACAUGUGCAGCCCACACUGUGAAGUGUUUGAACUGUUCCUGCUCUCCUGCUCGCCAGGGAUCGUGGCAUAAAGACAUGCUGCACUUAAGAAGCCUUAAACUUGUAAAUAAA